CCCAGGGUUUAAAAAAAGCCAGGUUCGUAUGGACAUGUUUUCACUCCACUUGCACUGCUGUUGGAUUCUUCGGCCUUUUGCUAUUCAUCUGUCUGUUUUAUUUUAGCGCAUCCACCCGUUGGUCACCACAAAACCUGCCCGCUUUCUGCGUCUGCCCGACACAUCAUUCACAAAACCGGUGAAUGGUUCCAGGCCACGUUCAGCUGUUUCUGAUUGGCACAUAUGAGGAAUUCGACUAAAAGACUGCUCUCUUUAUAGAGUUCAAUUUACCUGAACUAAUGAUCUCUUAAGGAGGGAGGAGUUCAGAGUUAAAAUGUAAAGUGCUGCACUCAGCAAGAAGAGGUAAUGUGAGGUCAGCUCAAAGUGCUAUUUAGAUGCUUCACCAGCCCUCCGAACGAUGAAAUGCUGUGUGUUGUUAGCAGAGGGAUGCUGCAGAGUCACUGCAUUGCAGGCCAUUUGGGCUGGGCUUACCUCAGACGCAUCUGCACUGCUGAUAAACUGAAGAUCCUGGGACUUACAGUCUUCUGGUCCUGCAAUCUGUAUCUGUAAACAGUGAGCUGAUGUGUUGUCACAUCUUUUGAUAAAUUCCACCAUCAUCAUCUUUUGAUGUUGCUAUGGCGAUCGUAUCUGUUCUGUUUUGUACAUGGCAGUCCCAUGCUGAAAUUGGCCUUGAAAUGCUCUCUGUGGUCUCCUCUGCUAAAUAUAAACAAAGCAAAAAAAAUAAACUGAUAGGCUAAGUGUCUAACAGUAUUUUCCAUGCCUUUAAUUUGAACAGAACAGCACACACAGAAGUGUUGGGGUCUCUAGAGGCCCGGGGGUUUACAAGAUGAACAUUAGUGAAGCUACCCGUGCACUGGCCAUCUGGAGAAAACAUUUCCUUGUUCUGUCCACACACGCAUACAGAUGUCAUUGUUUAGGGCGGUCAGUUCAGCGUUCAUCAUCUAAAUUGGCCAAAUGGUUGAAAAGCUUGGCAAAGAAACGGCAGAACUCAUGGAAAGUGGGUGUGUCUUGUGGGGAUGGCACCUCCCUCCCUACCCAUAAUGCUCUAACCUAGUUCUUGCUCCACUCCUUGCCUUAUACCACUCAUGGCUCUGCUUGCUCCAUCUUAACCUCACCCUCUGUAGAUCGUGACAUCUGUUAGAUGACCAUCACUGCUGUAUGCUCUGCAUCAUUUCUAACAACAUCCUCAGCUCUUUGCUGCCUUAUCCUCCCUGUAUAUGCUUCCUACUAUACAGACACAACUAACACCGUCGUCUCUAACACCGUGUCUACACCGGACGCGACCGACGCGGCACAACAAAAGACAUUUAUCAUUUUUACUUAUUACGAAUGAGCAGGUUGUCAUGUCGCGUUGCGCCUGUCGCGACCGGUGUAGACACUGUGUAAGUGGUUAAACAAAAGCGGCAUGCUGGUUAAUGGUUUUGGUUUUCACCCAUUUUAAUUUUUCUCAUAAUUGCCUUUUAUUUGUUGUGUGUGUGUGUGUUGGGUAAACAUAACAUUUUUUUUCCAUGGAUUAUUGGAUUUAUAUAGUCAUCCAUAUUUUUUGCUUGGAUCAAAUUAUAGUUGUUUUUGCAUCUCAUUUAGUAUUUAACAUUUCUUUUUUAAUAGAAGUAUCAGAUCGGUCUAAAGUACGCACGCACACACGCAAACACUUGUACAUGGGCCUCUCAAUGGUAACCUGAGGCCUCCCCUCUCUCUCCAUUUGUCUCUUCAUAAUUGUAUCGAUCUACCUCUCUCACUGUCUCGCCCCUCGACCUCUUCUCUCGUUUCGGCUACAUACUGUAUGUUUUUGUGGUGGCUCUGUUGUCAUGGUGAUGAACUCACAAAAAAAGCUUGUGAAAGUUUUUGGUUUUUAUGUGUAUGCAAGCUCGAUGUCUGUGCUGUUCUUUACCUCUUAUUUACUCUCAGUUGUUUGUGUAUUAAUCUUUCUCCCCGAAGCGGCUUAUAUAUGUAUUUACGUGUCACAAUACAUAUAUAACCGUACAUUUCUCCCUCCCUUUUCUGAGACUGAAAGUGAAUUAGUUGACUCUGAGGUUGGUAGCAUUUACAUAUGUUCUCAUAGCGGUUACCUCCACUUUAACCUGUUCUUUUGAGGAAUGCCCCGUUUAAACCAUAGAUUCAAUUUUGAGUACUAUAGAUUGAGUUUCCCCCUAUUGUCAAGGCACUACAAAGUUAAUUCCCCCAAACUGUAGGGGCCUCAAGUGCCUUAUUACAGACCCAAGUGAAUUUAUUUUCCUCAUCUUGUUCUGUCCAUCCUAUCUCUUCCUUUUCCAUCCUGUUCCCCUCAAACAUGGAGUUUAAAGGUGUAUCAGAUGAUCUUAACGUUGAUGACAGUGAAGAGGUUUCGACAGUUAUUUGGCUGUCAUGUGUGCUUGUGACUGUGUGUGUGUGUUUUUGUAUGUUAAAAGCGCUUCUUAUUAUUGGAAUAUUGUGGUAUUUCUUUCCUCUCUUCCUCAUAUCAGGAUAACAUUGGGCACCGGCUUCUUCAGAAACAUGGCUGGAAGUUGGGUCAAGGCCUGGGGAAAACCAUGCAGGGUAAGCAAGCACCUUUCUGCCUAAAGCUCAAUCUCUCCCACUCUCUCUCUAUGUCUCUCUUUAUCUUGAUUUCCACCCAACAGCAUCAAAGCCCUGUGGUUUGAUCAGUUUUAAAAAUGUUUUCUUUGUGAUCUCUCUGUACUCUGUUACAGUACACUCAUUUGUACUUGCAUAAGUUGUAUGUCUGUGAGGAAUGUGUUUGGAGUGUAGCGCUGAUGAUGUACAGUGAAUUGGGGAGGAUAGGAUGAGAUAAUUGAGGAAGGGUUGGUAGAAGGGUGUGAAGUGACAUUAGACAGAUGAAAGAUGCACAAACUCUUUAUAAAGCCUGUUAUUAUCUAGUGUAGAUGUUGGGUAUUUUGAGUUUGUUUUGUAGUUGAACAAACUUAAAUGAGUAUGACGUGUGUACACAAAACGUUGCAUCACCAAAAACAAAGUCUCUAAAAGUCCAUUUUAAUAGCUAUUGUAUAGAGUACCGCAGGGAUGACGUAUUUUUGUAUGCAAACCCCGGAAGCGAGGUUAGCAUUUCAGCACUUCCGGUUCAAUUGCCCCAAAGUCUAUGGUUUUUUAAUGGGUUUUUGGGAAAUUGCCUAAAAUAAGAUCUGUGGUUAACAAAACCUAUAAAUAGUUUCACGUUGUAAUCUAUGACAUAAAACACACCAGUUAUAACCAGCUCAACAAGUUGCUAAAAGCGACUACAUCCUUAGGUGGGAAUGUUGUGUUAAUUUGUAAAGAUUAUCUUGAAAUACAAAACUCAUAAAUAUCAUAAACGUUUGUUAAUCACAGACCUUAUUUUAUGAUCUUCCAAAAUGGGAAAAAUCCAUAGCCUUUUGGUCAAGGGAACCAAUGUCAUCCCUGCGGCACUCUAUUAUAUGCAUCAAUAACAGAAUAGCCAAAAUCGAGAUCAGGACCUAAUUUGAACAUAACCAGUUUGAAAGUAGGGGUGUAACAGUGUUUCCCCUAGGUUUACGGCUUGUUUUAAUAAAUAAUGUUAAAUUAAUCCAUCUAAUGUUUUAUCAGGCCAUUAUCAGGACUACUGACAACAAAAUGUAACAACUGAAAUAAAUAUAUCAUGAGCAGGAGUACUUACAAAGUUACUAACAGCCUUUCCAUGCCAUUCAUACUAGAACUGAUUCUAAAUAUUCUUUCCAAUUAAAACAUGAUUCACAAUGAAAUGCUCUUAACAUGCUGAUUAUUUAUGCUAUUAAUAUCAUUAAUGCUAUAUGUAGGCCUAGAUACAAGAGGUUAUGUUUUAUAAUCUGUCACAAACCUAUAUAGCAAACAGUUAACUGACUGACAGCUAAAAAUACUUCAUUACUGCUGCAUUUUCAUUUACUUGAGCGUUACAGAAAAAGUGUCCAUUUAUUUACCUGCUCUUGGUGUCUGCAGGUCUUUAUAUGCGACGUGUCUUUGGCGGGAGAAGCAGCGCUCACGGAGCGGAAAUGGUUAAAAUGAAGCGUGUUUGGUGCUAAAUAAAGAUAUUCGAGGAUAUAGCUGCAAAAUAUAAUCAACAUAAAUGUCCCUGAGUGUGCGUGAUGUGUACAUCUCAGUUAUGUAGACGCGCUGCCCAAUUUAAACCACAGAAAAAGUCUGUUUUUUUUUAAUGGUUCAUUGUGUCUUGCGGUCCGGAUGGAACGAAGGAUAAACUGGGUGAAAACCUGUCAUCUGGUGGUAACUGGACUGUUGCUUGUCAGGGACAGGGCAUGCGUAUUUUCACCAUCCUGGGAGCAUUUAAAAACACAUAUUUAUUUAUCUGCUUUUCAGGUGGUUGACGUGACAUUUUCCCACACGCGCUCUGUCCGCUGGUGAAAGUGUGCUUACCUGUGUGUGUGCGCUCGGAACUCGAUACAGAGAGCAGAGGAGAAUUGUAAAGGCGCGACCACGUAGAAACAGAAAUGACAUGCCGCCAUGUUAAAUAACAUAAUGCCAUUUAGUUUUAGUACGAGAACAAGGUAUAGACAUGUUAUAUAGGAAAGGUAACUUUAAAUGACUUCUCUUGUGAUCUAACGCUACAUAAAAAAUGAAAUUAUCUUGACCUUCAAGGGGGGCGGGAGGUGCCAUUGGAGGGGCGGGCGACCCCUAAGGUAAUGGUAGGGGACACACUGGUGUAAAAUAUGUAUUAUAUCAAUCAGUUUAGCAAAUGUGGACGGUUACAACUCACAAAAAUGUAGGCAUACCACUUUCCCCGUUACUUUCUGCCCCGCAAUUGUGGUUGCAAAACAUCAGAUUUUCUUUGAUUCAGCCAUGUUGUCUUAAGUGGUUUGAGAGAGUACAAAAAGAGUACAAGAACAUGGAUUUGAGUCAUUGUCCUUACAGAAAGUCAAUUUGUCUCUGCUUGCACAAACAGGAGUAGAGAUGUACAGAGCAUUAGAGAGGGCACUUGGCACAGGGUGCAUUUGUUAGCAUAUUGCAUUCUGUAGUCUUGCGAUAUUUGAGCUGGAUCGGUCACGUAGAGGGGCGCAUUUGAUAUGUUGAAUGUUCAUAUACAAGAAAAUAUUUGAGGGGCCAUCAAAGUUUUGUCAAGAUGAUAACACACAAUCCAGCAUGCAUGUGUAGUGCAUUUAUGGCUCACAAUUAGGAAUGCUUAAAUGCAUGUAUAGCCACUUAUUGCAACAUAAUGUAAGUUGUUAAACAGAAUAUUUGCUGUGCACCUAUCCUUGUCUUUAUCACCAAAAUAGAGUGUAUGUUAAGAGGUUUUGUUUGCACAGAAAACACCCUCAUGUUUCAGUAAAUUAUUCUGCCCACAUACAAAUCAGUACGAGCUGUUCUAACCCCAACUGCCUUUCUAAGAUACUGGCUUGUUAAAAUAACCUCCUUCAAUUGGAUUUUUUGGGGAAAUUGGUCUGACAAAAAUCAAUGAGAUGAAUAUGUAUGAGUUUAUCGGCUCUCUCUGGAACCAGAUAACGAUUAAGAUUUGUGAGUUGACUUUUACAAGGUUAUUUUGACCAUCAGUGAAUUAUGUGUGCCUCUCCCUCGAGACUGCUUUUAUUGCUAACAUUUUGAACAUCCUCUCACACCCACAUAGGCCUACUUUGAGGACCAAGGCCCUGCAGCUGUUAAGAUAGCUCUGUUGUAAAAAGUGCUGAAGUCAGCAUCGUGCAAGUCCCAGAUCUUAAGUGGGAAAUGCACUAUAUCUAUAUUAAUUCCCUCAAUAUCCGCUUCUCUCACUAUCCAAUAUCAACCAUAGUUCAAAUGAUAGCACAAACAAAAGCAGAAGGAACAGUAAGUGCUUAGCCUGCUCUUCUCUUCCAUUGUUUUUCCUUCACAUUAGGACUGUGAGAAUACACUCAUUGGUUGUCUAAGCAUAGACUAAGCAUAAUACUGCAUUAACAUUGUUUCCAAUUCACAAUGUUAUAUUGCCAGAAACAUAAAUAGCUGUUAAAAAACUGUCAAUUUAUUGCUCAGCCAUAGUGAGUUUCUUGAAUCACGGCAGAAAGCUUAACAGCAGUUUCCCUUUUAGGCUUUGCCUUAGCGACAGACACCCAAUUGGCUGCUUUCUUGGAACUGGAAGUGCAGAAGAGUCAGAGGAAGUAGAAGUAGCCAGAGGUUUUCAUCCCAGCCAAGUCAAGUGUGUGACAGAUUAGGAAUGUUUCCAGUGCGCUCCAGGGCGCCCUUAUGUUUUGCAGUUCGGCAAGAUUCAAACACAAACACUGACUCAAAGUGUUUCCUUUCAUGGUUGUCGUCAUCCUGUCAUGAUAAUGUUGUUCUUAAAACACAGAGCAGACUGGUAGAGUAUGAAGUUUGUUUGCACCAUGAGAAAGAUUCCAGAUCAGAAAAAAAUCGAAGCUCACUGCAAGCUUAGAAAAGUAGAUUAGUUCCACCUUGCAGGAGACAAAUGAGUGCGGGGCAAAAAGAGAGAGCUUGUGGAAAUCGCUUUGGAGAAUUAGGUACCAUCUCUAAAGAAAGUGACCUGUGUGCGCGUGUUUGUAUCGGAAGUGCUUUUUGUUUAUCAAACAGAGAAGGACCUGGCUGCAUACACACAAUCCAACACACACAAAACACGUCUGUUCACCCAUUCUGGUGCUCAUGCCAUGGUUUUAAACUUCAUUCUUUUUCUUUUCUCUCUAUCUUUUGCACAGAGCCUUGGUACUGAGUGUGAAUUUACUGAAAUGUCGCCCCGAUUGAGUUUCCAUUGUAUUGACUCUGUUUUUUACUCUUCUUUCUUUUUGUACUGUUGUUUUUUUAGGUAAGGUUUGUAGGACCUACCCCAUUGUGUGUAUGUGCGUAUGUUUGAGAAAGCGUGUGUGUGGAUGUGUUUCUUCAAAUAAUACAAAAUAACUCUUCCCCCUUUUACAUGAUAGCCUAAUGGCUUCUCUUAGUUCAUUUCUAUAUGCUUACAAUCACUAAAUGCUCUCUGCUCAAAAUACCAGCGCUACGACAUGAAACUCAAAAUGGAAUCAACCUUUUCAAUGUAGAAUUAACCGUCAAAUGUCCAUUUUUAUUUCUUGAUUGUGUUCGGAAUUAGCGUUAGAAUAGUAUUUGUAUAUUAUUUCAUAUGUUUGGCUGCGAUGGGGGUGUUUUGAUUGGCUGAGAACAUGAGAUGGGGCCCUCCGAUUGGCUGUGAACAUGAUUCUGCCUCUUUCCCAUGAUUCCUCUGAAUGGCUUGCAGAAUGAGCCUCAAUCCCCCGCCCAUUCUCCCCCUCCUUCCGCCUGUGAUCAGUCUAUCUGCCUGCGUCCACUUUUGUAAAGUGAAUGUACACGUGUGUUGGGAGUGAAAAUUGUACAUGUGAGUGUGUGUGUAUGUGUGUCACCAAAUCAAGGGGUGGGGGCUCAGGUGUUUUAGCUUGCAGGGAGAAGUCUUCCCACCGUCCUGCCUGCAUCCCACUUCUCUUAUAAGCAUACAGAUAAAAGCAUCACCUGACUUGACCCAUCUCCUUCCCCCUCUCCUGCAAAGCAUGCUGGCUGUGGAGACCCAGUCUUGUGAUCCUGAGUUUUAAGCAACGCAAGAGACCGCUUGAAUUUGAAGAUUAAUGGUAAGAUGAAAUAGAUCUUGCCUUGUAAAUAAGCCAGAGUGAAGCCAGACUUCUGGCCAGAAUCAGAAUGAUGUGUUGCUAGAAGCUCACUCACAACGUAUGCGCACGGACACAUGGAUCCUUAUGGGGCAUGUAGCAAUGGUGAAACAGGAAGGAGGGUGCUCAGUUUUUGGAUUCUGUGAUGGUUGGUAUAUAAAUGUUGAAAGACAAUCAACCAAGAGAGGGGAAACGAGAGGGUGGACCAUGAGAGGAGGUAAGCAGGGAGACCUGAUUUAGAAAACCCUGUUUCAUACGGAAGGCGUCCUUGCUUUGUUUCGGAGGAACCUGAAAGCUUAAAACUAUUGUACCAUUUUCAUCUCAAAUUGGCAGUAAAGUGGAGAGCGGGAAUGAUGGUGAGAGGGUAGCCCUGUAAUCACCCAAGCCCGAUGGUAGGGGGUACACCGAAGCCCCUGCCCCUAAACCCAACCCUUAACCCUUUACCCCUUAUCCCUGAACGCUCUCUUUGUGCCUCAAUCUUCCUGCUUAACCAAUUGGUGUUUCUUUUUUGCAGCAUUAUGAUCCUGGCCAUGUUGUGCUGAUGGUAAACUUAGUGGACGAACUGACCCUGUGCCCAUCAUCCUCAAAUAUGACGUCAUGGGAAUGGGGCGUAUGGAGAUGGAGUUGGACUAUGCAGAAGAUGCCACAGAAAAGCGCCGUGUGUUGGAAGUGGAAAAAGAAGACUCUGAUGAACUGCGUCAAAAAUACAAGGAUUUUGCAGAGAAGGAGAAAGCCAUAGCUAAAGCUUUGGAGGAUCUGAGGGCAAACUUCUACUGUGAAUUGUGUGAUAAGCAAUAUACGAAACACCAGGAGUUUGAUAAUCACAUCAACUCCUAUGACCAUGCGCACAAACAGAGACUGAAGGAGCUGAGCAGGAGGGAGUUUGCAAGGAAUGUGUCUUCUCGAUCCAAAAAAGAUGGCAAAAAACGGGAGAAGAUGUUUCGUCGUCUUCAUGAACUGGCGGAACAGAGAAAGCAGCAAGACCACGUCCCUGGUAGUGGCCCCAUGUUUAAACCCACAACUGUGGCAGUAGAUGGAGAAAAGGGGGAAGACUCAAUGGAUGGUGUGCCUAUGACAAUAGAUUCCAUCACUGAUGCUUGUGAAGACAAAGUCUGUAGUGUUGUUAGUCAAGGCUCCCCUAGACCAGGUCCUACCAUCAGCUUUGGCUUCAACAAGACUAGCUCUUCUCCAACACCCUCUGGAGGCUCACAGGGUCCCAAAGUCAGUGUCUCCUUCUCUUUUGCAAAGAAAGCACCAGUUAAACUUGAGACUGCCGCAGCUUUCUUUGCAGACCAUGGUGAGGAGGCAAUGGAGGAAGAAGGCCAGGAAGAGGUAGGAGAAAAGACUGGAGGUGAGGAAGAAGAAAAGACUGGAGGUGAGGAAGGAAGUGGGGCAUCUAACUCUGAUAGCCCACAAGGUGUGACAGGAGGUGGGGCAGGAGGAGGGGGUGGGGGUGAGGGUGAGGGUGAGGGUGGGUGUGAGGGUGAGGAUGAGGAUGAGCAUGAGCAGUCACAGACAGAUGAUGGAGGAUCCCUGGCCUCCACUUUAAACAAGUUGAAGAUGAUGAUGAAAAAGGAAGAAGGUUACACUGGACAGGAGCCACAGUAUUAUCAUUAUGUACCUCCCGCACAUUGUCGGGUCAAGCCUCAUUUUCAGUUUCUGCUUUUUAUGAAAGCUUCAGAACAAUGUGAUAGCAAGGAGGAGCAUGAAAGUGCAGAAAAAGAUAAGGUGGCACCUAUUGAAGAGAAAGAGCAAAAACAGCUUAAAGUCAGCACGUGUGAAUCAGAAGAAGACACUAAGAAUGAGCCCACACAAGAGCAAAAUACAAAUCCUUCUCCCACACCCACCAAUGUGAUAACAGAAGAAGAAACGUGUAGUACCCCAGCAGAGAAAGAUGAUACGGCAGUUUUAGAUAUCUCAUCCCAACAAGAUCAUACCAAGCAAAAGAAGUCUGAACUUUCAGACACAGGUCCCCGCAUGCCAACCGGGCCUUUCUUUCCUGUGCUCAGUAAGGAUGAAAGCACCACCCUGCAAUGGCCUUCUGAACUGCUGGAGUUUACUAAGGCCCAGCCAUCUCUCUCUUACAGUUGUAAUCCUCUCUACUUUGACUUCAAGCUGUCAAGAAAUAAAGGAAACUGGGCAGGCAAAAAAGGCAACACAGCCAAGCCGCCAGUUAGCAGUGAUAAAGGAGAGGAAUCUAAGCCUGAAAACACAGACAGUAUUCCUGCAACUAGUGGAGAGACUUGUACUGCUACAGCAGUGGCAGGACCAAGUACUGAUCAGAAAGAACAGCUACCCUCAAAAGAUGAGGGGACCAAAAGUGACAACAGUGAGCAGAAGUUAAAAAGUAGUGAAAAUGUGACUGCAGUGUCAAAGAAAAAGAAGAAGAAACACAAGAAGUCAGGCAAGCACUCCAAACGCAAAGAAAAAGACAAGACCACAGCAGAAGGGGGAUUGGAGAAUGAGGUGACAGGAGAUAAAACUAAAAAGAAAAAGAAGCAUAAAAGAAAGAAAAGCAAAAAUAAACCAUGUGGUACUGAGGACAACGGGGAGGGAGGUGGUAGUAAGGAAAAGGAGAAAGAAAAAGUUGACAAGGAUCCUUCAGCCCACUCAUCAGGACUAACCACAUCCCAUGAAGGAGGAAAGAGAAAACGAUCCCACAAGACGUCACAGUUGUCUGGUGUUGAAGAAAGCGGUGGAGGAAAACCCAGCACUGCAGAGGAACACAAUGGUGCUAAACGUCUUAAAUCUGACACCAAUGCUGCUUCUUGCUCUGCAUCAGCCCAAAAGAGCUCAAGUGGAGGUCGACCUCGCGACAGUGACAGUGAGGAGGAUGGUGGAUCAUCCUCUCAACGUUCCCGACCACCCCACCAUCGCUCCACACCGUCAUGUGAGCAGCGCAGACACCGUAGUGACGACUCUGGGCAGUCAGGACGUUCUCGCAGUAGAUCUUCUCAUCAAGGAGACCGCGACCAUAGACGUCACAGGGGUCAAAAGUCCCGCAGUCAAUCCUACUCAAGCAGCUCUGAGCGUUCCUCAGCAGGAAGCAGUGCUUACAGCCGCCGCAGUCAUAGCUACACAGACAGUUACAGUGACUACAGUGAUGAAGAACGUCACCACAGAUCAAGAAGGCCUUCUUCUGAUUCAGACUAUGAGAAGCGCGAUAGUGGCCGCUCUCACAGGCGACACUACUCCUCCUCUUCCUCCGAUGAGGACUCUCGUUCUCGCUCACGUUCUCACAGCCGUAGGAAACAUCAUCGUCGGAGACACCAACGGAGUAGCAGCCGCAGCUCUAGUCGCAGUAGCAGGAGCAGCAGCGCUCGCUCCUACAGACGCAGCAGCUACAGCCGCAGCCGAAGUUCUGCAAGUCGUUCGUCUAGUUCCAUUAAGAGCUCUCCACAUCGACACGGUCACAGCCGGCGAUCCGACAGCUCCACAAGGAGGCGUGAUUUCAACCGGUCAUGCAUUUACAGAUCCCAGUCUCCGAGAUCUUCACGAGCGCAGCGCCGAAACAUCAACUCUUCAUCAGGGCAAGGUACUAGAGGUAGCGGUGGAGCCUCCUCUAAAGAGAGAGGUGCUGCAGAACAUAAAAAUUCAUUCACGGCUCGGCAACUACUGGAGAAGAUCCAGUCUCAAAAAGGAGGGAAGGAAUCUGGAACUGGCACCAAGCUGGGCCUCAAAAUCAAGGACCCUCCACAAGGAUACUUUGGGCCUAAGCUCCCCCCUGCACUUGGAAACAAAAGUAUGUUGCCUCUUUUUGGCAAGCUCCAGGGGGGAAAGAAACCAUCAUUACUUUCUCUUACACGUCCAAGCGAGGGUGAAAAGUCUGACUCUGGGAAAAAUUCGGAUAGUAAUGAAGUGAUCCUGGUAGAACCCAUUCGUGAGUUUCCCCCACCUCCUCCUCCACCCCAACCACCUGUCCAGCAGCAGCAACAACAAAAGCAGCAUUUACAGGAGGCCAUACCAAAUGUUGAGGAGAGCAGACAUCCAAGCUCGGACCCUCAGACCCUUCAUGAUUCUCAGCAACAGUAUGAACAGGAUCCAUCAAUGAUGAUGACACAAUAUCAAAGUGAACAAGGGCAAGACCCUAACAAUUCUAUGUUGGAUGGGCAUCUCAUGGGCGCCGAUAUGGGUCCACAGCCUACUAUGCACGGCUACCCUGGUUACCCCGCACCCACAAUGGAAGAUGGCGAAAUGGGAAUGGAAGCAGAGGAAGAUGGUCUUGCACCCUUAGAAAGUCAACCGAUCACUUUUACACCAGAAGAAAUGGAAAAGUACAGCAAGCUGCAGCAAGCGGCUCAACAGCAUAUUCAACAGCAGCUGCUAGCAAAGCAAGUGAAGAGUUUCCCCUCAGCUGCAGCUGCUGCAGUGGCGGCGGCUAACUUAGCAGCAGCAGCCAACCUUGCCCCUGCACCACCACCACCACCCACCGCACUGCAGCAAAUACACAUCCAGCAACCUGCAGUUUCUGCAGCCUCUGCUACCUCCAUUACCACAGUCCAGCAUGCCAUCCUGCAGCACCACGCUGCUGCUACAGCCAUGGGCAUCCAUCCCCAUACCCCACAUCAUCACCCAGCCCAACUAGCCCAGGUACACCACAUCCCUCAACAUCAUUUAACCCCUUUUUCCUUGUCACCACUAGGCCAUUCCUUGGGCCAUUCACUAGGUCACUCUUUAGCACACGCAGGCCUGAUUCCAGCCCACCACACUGCCUUUCUUUCAGGCCAACCUAUACAUAUUAUACCAGCCUCUGCGCUCCAUCACACACCUCUAGCUCUACACCAUCUCCCCCACGCUGCCCUUUACCCCACCCUCUUUGCCCCUCGGCCAGCCACUGCAGCAGCAGCCGCUGCCCUACAGCUACACCCCCUCCUUCACCCCAUCUUCUCAGGGCAAGACCUUCAACACCCUCCGAACCAUGGCUCUUGAAAACCAGGCCCAGCAGUGUGAGGGACAAGAAUUAAGCUACUGGGUGGCAUGUUCUGGUUACCCACAAUCCUCUGUCCUCUAAGUACUCUGAUAUUUUAGGGGAUCUUGUCAGGACAGUUUAUGGGUAACUUUGAAAUUGUAAUGGGAUGAAAUCAUGUGUCCUGAACCAGGAUAUUGUUUGGCAAGUUGAGGUAUAUAACAUCUUAUAUAUUGUCUUCAAGGAGUAAGGAACGCAUUCACACACACAAUGUUGAUUUAAAGGCCAAGACAUGAGUUUUACUAGGGCAAAAAACACAGUUUUUUGUGUCAAUUUAUGUUGUCUGACAUGUUCCUUAUCCAGAGGCUCACUGGCUGCAGCCAUGAUCAAGAUCUUUGUUGAGGGCUGUACGUGUGGAUGGAUAUUUGAGGGUUCUUUAGGGUUCUUUAAGGACUUGUUUUUCUGUGUACAAAGCGUUGUAAAAGUUUAUAAGUUAACUCAUUGUAUGAAUAUGCAAAGAUACACUUGGUCCUCCUGGUUCUUAACCAGGCUGAGAUGAAUUGAUGAUUGGUCUACUAUAAAAUUACCAUAAUAUUUGGUAAUUUUCAGCUCUUACCAGUUAUCAUAAUGUUGUAUCAUACUCUUACCAAAGGGUAUUAUUACAGAUAAACAAGACUAUUACAAUUAAAGCCAUACUCAGCACUUGACUGUGUUCAUCUAUUUUUGCUGGUUGGCUGUAAUUUGGGAAAUAUGAAAUGGCAAAAGGAUCACAGGCAAAUUUUUAUAGUCGCAGGCCAUUGGAACUAUGUACCAGGUUACACUUUGGAUUUCAAGCGUUCCCAUCCGUAUUAUUGAAAUUGUGAAAUCUUGCACUGAAACAAAAAUGUACAUUUGAGAUGCUGUUUAUGCAUCUUGUAACAACUGUAUGAUUGUAGUAUUCUGCAAUAAUUUUGAUUUUAAAUUAUUUUUUAUUUUGUUUUUCUGACAAUGUUAUUUUUCUGUAAAAUUAAUGUAAAUAGUUAUCGUAGUAAACCUGUACAAUAAAGGUUUGUAACACCCGUUUAAAUGAUAAUAAAAGGAAUAAUGAAGUUGUAAACUGAGACUAUGUAAACGUGAUCAGUGCUUGGUACUGCAGCUAUCAGGAGUUUCUUUGGGAAAGUGAGGGACAAAAAAAGUUGCAAAAGUUUUGGUGACAUUGUACUGUAAAUGGCAGCAAUGAAAUGAGCUUUUUUAAUUCCUCCUUGAUGCAUCAGCAAAUAAACCUUUGACUUGUAA
Messenger RNA from Triplophysa rosa, 13722 nucleotides. RefSeq names its product G patch domain containing 8 (gene gpatch8). Gene Ontology annotation, cellular component: nucleus. NCBI's taxonomy places the organism in Eukaryota, Metazoa, Chordata, Actinopteri, Cypriniformes, Nemacheilidae. Bases 8139 to 12470 code for a protein of 1443 amino acids. The transcript is spliced from 6 exons. The record is from RefSeq and is a predicted model, not a curated record. Gene Ontology annotation, molecular function: nucleic acid binding.